This is a messenger RNA of Cucumis melo (muskmelon), 2778 nucleotides long. RefSeq names its product receptor-like protein EIX2. The transcript has a single exon. Bases 1 to 2778 code for a protein of 925 amino acids. NCBI's taxonomy places the organism in Eukaryota, Viridiplantae, Streptophyta, Magnoliopsida, Cucurbitales, Cucurbitaceae. Gene Ontology annotation, molecular function: protein binding. The record is from RefSeq and is a predicted model, not a curated record.
AUGAGGAAAGUUUCAGAAAAAAGUUCAAUUGUAUUAUUGCGUAUGUUAUGCAUGAUACUUCUAUUCCAAUUUUGUUUUUCCAUAACUUGCAUCCAAAAUGAGCUUGAAGCUCUUCUUCAGUUCAAGAGAAGUUUUGAUGAUCCUUACUAUCGCUUAGCUUCAUGGAAAGGAACAGAAUGCUGCAGUUGGGAUGGAGUUGGGUGCAAUCAAAUUACUCAACAUGUUACUAUGAUUGAUCUUCGAAGUGAUAUUAAUCAGGUCGACUUCUACUCAUUACCUUUAUCUGCCAAUUCCAUUGACUCUAGUUUGUUAGAGUUGAAAUACUUAAAUUACUUGGAUUUAAGUGGGAAUCACUUCAACUAUACUCAAAUCCCAAGCUUUUUAGGUUCAAUGGAAGAAUUAACGUAUCUUAAUCUUUCUUUCGCAUUAUUUUCUGGAAAACUUCCUCCUCAUUUAGGAAAUCUUACUAAAUUGGCUGUUCUUGAUUUAUCAUUUAAUUGGCCGGAAACCAAUGACGAUAUUGAAUGGAUAUCUCAUCUUUCAUCCUUACAGUUCCUUAGCUUGACUGGAAUUGACUUUUCGAAGACUUCCAAUUUAAUACAAGUUCUAACUUCUUUUCCUUGGUUGGUGUCAUUGAGAUUGAAUUAUUGUAACCUUCAAAACAUCCCCUUCUCUUUAGUUUCCUCAAAUUAUUCUUCAUUUCUUAGUAGAGUUCAGCUUCUAGACUUGUCUUACAACCAGUUAAGCGGUUCAAUUCCUAAGGCUUUUCAAAAUAUGACUUCCUUAAAAUUCUUAUACCUUUCAAGAAAUAAGUUCACUGGUAUUGAAGGUGGACUUUCUUCCUUCAUUAGAAAUAAUUGUGGUCUAAAAGUAAUUAAUUUAUCGAUGAACAAAGAUUUUGGUGGAGAUGUGUUUGACAGUAGUUAUGAGAAUGAAUUUGUGGGUUGCAGCCACGGACAUGAUCUUCAAGUGCUUCAAUUAAGUGAUACAUCUAUGAAAACCAAAAUCCCAAUAGAUUGGUUAGGGAAGUUCAAAAACUUGAAGUUGGUUGAUCUUUCAUACAGUAAGAUUCAUGGUUCAAUUCCAGCUGCACUUGGAAAUUUAUCCAGCAUUGAAUAUUUAGAUCUUUCAAACAACGCUUUAACUGGAGAAAUUCCAACCUCAAUGGGAAGAUUAUUGAAUUUGAAGGUAUUAGACAUAUCAAGCAACUCACUCAAAGGUGUUCUUACAGAAGCUCAUUUUGUGAAUCUUUCAAAGUUGCAUACCUUAUACUUAAGCUACAAUGAGCUUAUUUCAUUGGACAUGAAACCUAAUUGGAUUCCUCCAUUUCAAUUGAAAAAACUUGAUAUAGGUUCAUGUAUUGGUAGUUAUGGAAGUGAGUUCCCUCAAUGGCUUCAGACACAAAAGGCACUCGAUGAACUGUGGUUAUCCAACACAAGUCUCUCAGUUAGUUGUUUACCAACAUGGUUCACACCACAGAAUCUCACCACUUUGGAUCUUUCUCACAAUCAAAUAGUUGGACCAAUUUUUAACAGCAUUGCCGAUCAAAUGCCCAGAUUGACACAUUUGUUUCUCAAUGAUAACUUUUUGAAUGAUUCAUUACCACUCGUGCUUUGCAAAUUGAAGAGUUUGUUUACUUUGGAUCUUUCAAACAAUAGGUUAUCUGGAACGGUUCAUGGUUGUUUGUUUACUUUAAACUUGACUCUUUUGGAUUUGUCGUCCAAUUACUUCUCAGGGACGUUUCCAGAUUCACAUGCAAAUCCCUCUCUUCUUUAUGAACUAUUCUUAAGAAACAAUAAUUUUGAGGGAUCCAUGCCAAUUGUAUUGAAGAAUGCCAAAAGUUUGAAAAUUUUAGAUAUGGAAGGAAACAAAUUCUCAGGAAACAUACUUACAUGGGUAGGAGAUAAUCUUCAAAGUUUACAAGUUCUAAGACUACGAAGCAAUUUGUUCAAUGGUACUAUUCCUUCAAGUCUUUGCAACCUCCCCAAUUUGCAAAUUCUCGAUCUUGCACACAACCAAUUGGAUGGAAGUAUCCCAUCAAAUCUCAACAAUUUCGACGUAAUGAUAACAGGAAAGGGCAUACAAGAAUUCAUUCGAUUUUGUUGGCGUCGUCUAUGCUUGAAUACUGAAAAAAAUGUGGUGCAAUUUAUCAAAUCAAAUCAUUUCAAUUACUCCACAACACAACUAAGGUUAAUGGUGAAUAUAGACCUAUCCAAUAAUUCUUUGGUGGGCUUCAUACCAAAAGAGAUAACAAUGCUUAAAAGGUUGAUUGGAUUGAACUUGUCCUACAACAAUUUAAUUGGGACAAUUCCUAUGGAAAUUGGAGAACUAGAGUCGUUAGAAUCACUCGACUUAUCUUUCAAUAAACUUUCUGGACGAAUUCCUCAAAGCUUAUCAAAAUUGAACUCAUUAGGUGCAUUAGAAUUAUCCCACAACAAUUUCUCUGGCAAUAUUCCUCGAGAGGGCCAUCUAUCUACCUUCAAUGAGGCUUCAAGUUUUGACGAAAACCUACAUCUUUGUGGAAAUCCACUCCCAAUAAAAUGUGUGAAUGAGAAUCCAUAUGAGCUACCAUCUAAAAACAUUGACGACAAUCUAGAUCAAGAUCAGGAAGAUAAAUGGGAAAAGUGGUUGCUUUACAUUACGAUAAUACUCGGUUACAUAGUUGGAUUUUGGGUAGUUGUUGGAAGUUUAAUAUUGAAGACGGGUUGGAGACAUGCUUAUUUCAAGUUUGUGGAUGAGGGUUAUUACAAGGUUCAUGCAACAAUUUGGAGGAGCUAG